AUGCUCCCCCUCACAGUUGGCAAACUGUUUAUACUUGUGUAUUUGGUGAACACAGUCGCCAGUGUUCUUACCUUUUUUCAUUUUGUCGUUUUGGUUCAACCCGCGGCGAUGUUUCAGCGCCUCCGCGACGCUAUCGACUCUCGCAUUGCAGAGGAACAAGCCCGCCAAAAGUCCGCCCAAGAUAACCUCUCCCGAUCCAAUUCCGCUCGUCACCCGCCUAGUGCUUCCCGCUCCCGCCCGAGACGUAAUACUGGCACCCCCGUGAGAGGACCCGACCCCAAAGAAUUCGAGGCCGAGUUCACCAUUGGUGACGAGGAUGAGUCCAGUCGCUCAGGUACCCCCCAACUUGCCACAACAGGGGCUGCUUCGGAAGUAGGUGCCAACGAAGAGAGCGCAGAGAUGGAAGGCAAGACGGCAGAUGAGCCUGAGAAAGAGGCACAGGAGAAGGAUCCCAAGGAGGUCAAAGAGAUCUCGGUGGAACUUCCCCCUGAUGUCCGGGCGAAACUCCGUCGACUUGAUAAGUUGGAGUCGCGAUACCAUGAAUUGCUCAAGGCUUAUCGCAUGGCUCACUCGCGCGUCCUCUCCAUCGAACCCUUUGAAGCAGCUUUGCGCGAGAACACUCCUCUCACCUCGAUCGGCGAACCCAAAGCUUUCACGGAAUAUCUCAACCAAUCGACCCUCAAAAGCGACAUGGUCAUGGAGGAGUUGAAGCGCGUCACUGGUGAAAGGGAAGACUUCAGAAAGAAAUUUGAAGAAUCGGAGAAGGCGACUAAAGAGGCUUUGGACGAGGUGGCCAGCCUGAAGGAGAAGAAGCCGGAGACCGCGACAAACAAGGGAACAGACGGAACUGAAGAGACCGAGACCAGCGAAGAGUUUUUCUCGUUUGACAACGAAGUUCCCCGCUUGGAAGGCGAACUCAAGGAGAAACAAGAAGAAGUCGACACCCUAAAGACUGAGGUGAAAAACCUUAAGCGCGAUAUGUCGGUCACCCGUGAAUCGACAGAAGGCAUGGUGCAGAACUUGGAAACGGCAACGCGUGAACUCGUUGAGCUGCGGGAAACUAAAGACAAGCUAGAUGCUGAGAUCGAGACCCUGCAAACUUCUAAGAAGGCCGACAUCGAUGUCCUGAAAACCAAGCUUGCAAGUGCCGAGUCUUCUCUCAAAUCAACCAAAUCGGAAGUCGAGGAGCUAAACGCACAGCUAAAGAAAAAGAGCCAGGAAAUCGAAAAGCUCCAAAGGGAGGCAUCUGAGAAGAGCGAGCCGGAUUCCGAUCUCGCUGCUCAGCUGGAGACCGCCAAAGAGGAAAAGACUUCCAACGAGAAGAAGCUUAAUGUUCUCCAGGGCCUAGUUGACGACCUCAAGUCUCAACUCAAGGAUACCGAAGCCACGGUAUCUGCCCUGAAAACUGAAAACAAUGAACAGUCUAAUACCUCCGCCAAACACAAGGAUGUUUUCGACUGUGUGGAUGAGAGCCUGAAGGACAACCAAGCGUGGGUAUCUGUUAGGGAGAAGAUCCUCGCUGGAGAUUCAGCCGAUUUUGACGAGGUCAUCAAGAGCCUCAUUCCAGUCAAGGAAGAUCCCACUCCCGCUGCUUCUUCUCCUGCUCCGACCCAGGAGGAGCCACAACCUAUACAGGCCACCGGUGCUACCGGCGGCGGAGGAAAGAAGAAGAACAAAAAGAAGAAGAAGGGCGGGAAAGCAGAGGAACCUCCUAAGCAGGCAGAUACAGCCCCCGCAGUGCAGCCAGCCCAAGAGACGCCCACUACGCCUGUUUUAGACACCAAAGUGUUGGAAGAUCUCAAGCAGAAUAUUGAAUCUCUCACACAACAACUGUCCGAGAAGGAGGCCGCUAUUGACCGCCUCAGCUCUAAGCUGAAGGGCGAAGACGAUUUGAAAGAAGAGAUUGAGUCUCUGCGUGAUGAUCUUGUCAACCUGGGCCAGGAUCAUGUAGCGGCCAAGGAUAAGAUCAAAGAACUUUCCGCUGAGAAGGUUGCCCUCGAGGAAACAAUCAGCAAGCUCGAGAAGGAAUUGGUCGAUCUCCGCACCAGCAACGCCUCGAUCUCAUCUGACUCAGAGAAGAUGCACUCUUCUCUCAAAGAGGAAUUCGAGAGCCUCAAGGUCCGUUCCGCUAGUUUGGAGACCGAUCUGUCUGCCGCCCAGCAGUUGGCCACCACUCGUUUCAAAGAUCUUACAGACCUACGUGAAACCCUUCAGAAGGUUCAACCUGAGUUGCGCAACUUACGCGCCGAGUCCACGGAGUUAAAGACACUGAAGGACACGCUGAAUAGCAAGAACUCCGACCUCAAAGCUCUCGAAAGCAGACAUGAGGAUCUGCGCGUUGAGUUGAAGAGCGCCAAGUCAAAGAUCUCAGAGCGCGAUACCGAAGUGAGCACACUCAAUAAGAAGAUCCGACAGGAGACCGACAGCCGUCUGAAGGCCGAGGAGAACCUCAGUGUCACCCAGUCCAACCUUCGCUCUGCCGAGAGCAAGAAGCAGGAUGCCAUCAACGCCAGAGACAAGACUACCGGAGAUCUCUCUAAGGCCCAAGAUGCUUUGAAGAGCACUCGCGCCAAGAUGCGGGAGAUGGAGGAGCAAAUCUCUCAACUGAACAAAGAGCUUUCCAGCCUCCGGGAGGAGAUCCAAUUGAAGACAGCCCAGCACAGCAGCGCCCAGAGCCUGAUGAACAGCAUGCGUGAUCAGACCGGAGAAGUGGCAAUGCAAAUGAAGGAGGCUCGUGAGCGAUGCGAGAGUCUAGAUGAGGAGUUGGCUGACGCUCACCGUCUGCUGAGCGAGCGAACCCGCGAAGGCGAGACUAUGCGCCGCUUGCUCAAUGAUAUCGAGAGUCGUUCCGAGUCCAAGAUCCGGGACUUCAAGGAACGCAUGGAAGCCGCCAUCGAAGAGCGAGACCGCGCCGAAGACGAAGCGAGCACCACUGGCCGACGUCGCGCUCGCGAAAUGGAAGAACUCAAGGCUAAGGUCCGCGAAGCUGAGAGGUCCCUGCGUACAGCAGAGCAGGAUAAAGAAGAGCUCGAGCAAUCUCAGAAGGACUGGCGCCGUCGCCGUGAUGAACUGGAGUCUGUUUCUGAAAAGUCGGCCCAGGAAGUCACGGAGAUUCGCCAGGCUAUGGCUGGUCUGCGUGAAGCGCUUGACGAAAGCGAGAAGCAGGUCCGAGACCUUGAAAAGGAUAAGGCGGAACUUCGCCGCUCUGUCGAAGAGACGAAUAGUCGGUUGGAGAAGCUUCGACGAUCUCACAAGACCCUUGGCGAGGAUGUUCGCUUGCGUGGCUCUCCGUCUGGUCGGCAGUCUUCGCGCUCUUCUAUGGAUUCUGGGCGUCGGGCACUUGCAUCUCCUCGUAGCGAGACCCCUGUUGGUCCUCCUAUUAAUGCUUCUAUUGACUAUAUGUAUUUGAAGAACGUUCUACUUCAGUUUUUGGAACAGCGAGACAAGAACUAUCAGAAGCAGCUGAUUCCUGUUUUGGGAAUGCUGCUCCAUUUCGAUCGAACGGACGAGCAAAAGUGGAUGUCGGCCAUCAUGUCCAAGUGA
Messenger RNA from Penicillium soppii, 3543 nucleotides. RefSeq names its product putative vesicle-mediated transport protein (Imh1). Gene Ontology annotation, cellular component: Golgi apparatus. Bases 1 to 3543 code for a protein of 1180 amino acids. Lineage: Eukaryota; Fungi; Ascomycota; Eurotiomycetes; Eurotiales; Aspergillaceae. The transcript is spliced from 4 exons. The record is from RefSeq and is a predicted model, not a curated record.